UUGUGGGUAGGUCAGGAGUAGAGGGGACGCCAUGUGCUUUUGAGGCAGAGGAUCUGCUGGAAGGAGACGUGUGUGUGACAAACUUGUCUGUUUUCUCAGUGAGAGGACCAACGGCUCCAUUUACCGUCGGCAUGUUCUGCACCAGCCGCUGCCUCCGCACCGCGCUGCGGGCCGCAGCCAGCACGCAUCGGCAACAGCUUCAGUGGCAGACACCAGCCUUGUGUGCUCUCAGACUUCUGAAAACCAGUCCAGCCUCGUCUUCAGAUGCCAUCGCCACCCCUCCUCUAGAUGGAGCCCCCAAACAGUAUUCCCCCAAAAUCCAGCAGCUUGUCAGUGACAUAGCCAGCCUCACCUUGUUAGAGGUGUCCGAUCUCAACGAACUCCUCAAGAAAACUCUGAACAUUGAGAGUGUCGGAAUGAUGCCGAUGGGGGCGAUGGCGACAUUAGCUGCCCCUGCAGCUCAGGCUGCAGACGAGGAGGCAGCACCAGCAAAGAAGGAGAAGACUCAUUUUACAGUAAAAUUGACAGAAUUGAAAGCUGCUGAAAAAGUAAAGCUUAUAAAGGAAGUGAAAAACUGCAUCCAGGGCUUGAAUCUGGUGCAGGCGAAAAAACUAGUGGAGUCUCUUCCACAGGAAAUCCGGGCCAAUGUAUCCAAAGAAGAGGCAGAGAAAUUAAAAGCAGCCCUGGAGGCAGCAGGUGGCACCGUGGAGUUGGAGUAGAUCUCGUCUGCCCUUAUGCCUAAAGUUCGCCAUCAUUUGGCUACUCAUGCACUUCAUCCUUGAGUUGAUUUUUUUUUUUUUUUUUCUGUGUUUUCUUUUUUUUUUUUUUUUUUUUUUUUUUUUUGUACGACAAAGACGUGGAUCGUAGGAGAAAUGGAAACAAAUGCCUUCUGACAUUAACGCCGUCCCCUUACAACGUCAGGCGGGGACGGUACAGCUGAGACUGAACUCUCCAGCACGCAGCCUUCGCAGAUGUGCCCGCCACACUGUUUGGUGGUUUGCUUGUCUGAUACGUGUCACAAACAAACUAAGGAGAUUGGUUGGGUGAGAGUAACGCCUUUUUCAGACAUGGGACGAAUAACAUUGCAGUAACGGCAUUGUGCCAAUCGGCCAUUGAUCACAUUAAUGUUCCUCUGGUUUCUAUCCGACGUACCUACGACAGACUGAGAGAACCCCACAGUAGUCGUGUUGAUACUAACUGUAGGCAAGUGUAACCACACUUUUAAACGUCUCUCUCUGUCAUUGUUACAAAGAGCUGCAUGUGCUGCGUGGUGUUGCAGAGAGAGCUGUAUCCUGCUCCCCCCCACAUGCAUGCUCUUAAAAGAUCUCUUCUGUAUUAGGAAGAAUGCUUUAAUCAUAUUCCAAAUUAGAAACGAUGUAAACUUUUCUGCUUUUAAUUGCAUUCUCUUGUGAGCUGAGUAACUCGCCAAAGAUGCAUGCACAGUUGGUCAGCUACUGUUGAAAUUUAUUGCGUCCAACCUCCAGAGGAGUGAUCAGGGUGCUGAUGGACACGAAACCAUUACCACACCAAGAUGCUGUCAGAGCGCAUGUCUGAAAGAGGCUGAAGUCAGUUUGUAAUUCUGUUUGUGUUUAAUCUUCUCACAAGAUUAAAUCUUGUGGUUUCCAAACUGAUAUAGAUGACUGAUGUUGAGGAGCACCAGAUACUGUGUGUAGUUCAGAGAAUGGCAGGGCUGAGUCCAGAUAAAUCUCAUCGAAAUGUUAAUAAUGUGAUUAAAGUUGAAAUACUUA
Molecule: messenger RNA, 1748 nt
Organism: Oreochromis aureus
Lineage: Eukaryota; Metazoa; Chordata; Actinopteri; Cichliformes; Cichlidae
Gene: mrpl12
Product: mitochondrial ribosomal protein L12
Exons: 5
Coding region: 132-719 (195 amino acids)
Biological process (GO): translation; mitochondrial transcription
Cellular component (GO): ribosome; mitochondrial large ribosomal subunit
Molecular function (GO): structural constituent of ribosome
Source: RefSeq, a predicted model, not a curated record